This is a messenger RNA of Guillardia theta CCMP2712, 411 nucleotides long. RefSeq lists its product as hypothetical. The record is from RefSeq and is a predicted model, not a curated record. The coding region runs from base 1 to 411 and encodes 136 amino acids. The transcript has a single exon. NCBI's taxonomy places the organism in Eukaryota, Cryptophyceae, Pyrenomonadales, Geminigeraceae.
AUGUUGAGAUGCUUUGGGAGCCCGUCUCAAGUGAGACCGGAGAACGAGCAAACAGAGGAGGAGCUCGAGAAAGCAAAGAAAAAGAUCUCGGAGCUGGAAGGGAAGCUGACGAGUUUGGCAAGAGAGAAAAAAGAGCUUCAGCUGGCGCUCCAGCAGGCGACUGUCAAGAACGCACCUGCCAGGCCAGAGAAUGCUCGAGGAUGGGAGAACGGAAACUAUCAGACCUCGCACGACAGCAAGUUCGCAGUGAACAAGUUAGAAGUUGUGGGGGGCGAUGGGAAGCCUCAGGCCAUGUUAGGAAAGAUCGAGGAGAGAGUGCAAGAAGGAACAAGUAUAUUGGGAGAGGAGCUGCUGAGGGACAAGACGAAUGCCGAGCAGAUAUGUGAUGCUUUGGCAUGGCUCAGAUUUUAG